AUGUCGUGGGUAUCUUGUUCAGUAUCUCUGUAUUUUUGAAGAUGGGGUGGAGAAGUAUGUACGCCGUGCGUUAGACGUGCACACAGUAGCACUGCUCUUCUGCAGUAGGACAAUACUGACUGUGCUUCUAUCUGGUGGCUUAUGAGAGCCAUUUUAAAGCCAGACCUCGUACAUGUGAAAGCAACUUAUAACAGAAGGUGGAAACACAGACGUUCCUUCUGUUCUCUGAUGCAUGGGAGGCAUUAUCUUGAAAAGACUCCUGGGCAAACGUUCCUGGUUGUGAGCUGGCACUGUUGUCCCAGUCAUCUUCAGAAAAAUCACACAGAAAUGAAGACAUAUUUUCCAUCCUGUGGUUCACCUUCUGUUUAAACAUUCAUUAACAGAGCACAUUAUUUUAAACUUGAAGAUGUUUGAAAUACCUGGUUACUCCAUUACAAAAACUUAAUCUUUUAAUUUCAAGCUAAUAUUUUGAAAACUUAAAGCUUUUCUCUCUUCAGAAUCUUUCAGGCUUUAGACUUUAUUGGCCUGUGAGUACAGAAGACCUGGAAGAAAAACAGAAGCUAAAUGGGUCAGCCCUGGAUUGCUUAGCCAAAGGGUUAAGUAGAACACACUUCAUUCCUUACUCAAAUUGCUUUGACUCCAAUCCUGCAAGAAAGUAAAAGAGCAGCCUUGUGAAGCUAAUGUUUCUGGCACUUCAGCAAGGAUGUUGGUGUUUCGUUUGUCAGUGGUGAUCAAGCUUUUCUUCCAGUUGGAUGCAUUUAUUUGCCUGGAGAAGUGUGACUGCUCUUCAAAAAAUGCAAUUUAUUGCUCUGGUCCCCACAUAAAAGACCUGGAAUCAUUAAAUUUGCCUUGCAACAUGACAGAAAUUCACGUAAUAGACACUAAUGUAACAUACUUGCAGGAUGCUUUUUCUAGGAUGGUGGAACUGCAGCAUCUCAUCUUGUCUUCAAACAACAUCUCUCUUAUUUCACCAAUGGCUUUCAAAGGCUUGAGAAGGCUAAAAGCCCUCAAGUUGCUAGAUAAUAAGCUGGUCGAACUUCCCCCGCAAGUGUUUGAUGACCUGGUACAGCUUCAGCAACUGAUCAUUGAAAAUAACAGGCUAAAAUCCAUUGAAGAAAAUCUGUUUGACAAACUAGCUAGUUUGGAGGACCUUUUAUUGAACAAAAACCAACUAACAGCACUUCCUAGUGGCGUGCUAAAGAAUCUUGCCAAACUGAAAGUAUUGAACUUGUCAAGAAAUUAUUUGGCAGCACUGCCUAGAAAUAUAUUUAGUGCGUUAACCAGGCUUGAGAAGCUGAUGCUGUAUUUUAAUAGGCUGUCUUCAGUAGAAUCUGGUAUGUUUGAUAGCCUGAAGGAGCUGCUGGAACUCUUCCUACAUUCCAAUAACAUCCAGUCCAUCGCCCCUGAUGCAUUUCAUUGUCUUCAUAAACUGAGAAGCCUAACACUCUCCAGGAACAAGCUUGAGGCUUUGCCUCCUGGGCUCUUUCUGCACUUGCAUGACCUGUCUAAAUUGACCUUGUAUGGGAACCCACUGAAGUCUCUUCCAGAAGUAUUGUUUGGAGAAAUGAGGCAUCUUGGUAGCCUGUGGCUGUAUCACACAAAGCUUUCAACAAUACCAGAUUUUGUGUUCAGUAACUUGACAAAUUUAGAGCUUCUUGUGCUGAGUUUUAAUCCAGAGCUUAGUGUUCUUCCUAAGAAUGUAUUCAGUGGUCUAAAUAAACUGCGGGGCCUUUCUCUGCAUACAAAUAAUAUUUCCAGUCUGCCAGAGGGCAUCUUCCUGAGCCUUCCAAAACUGCAGAACAUCUCCCUUUUUCAUUCGAGGCUUGAGGCUCUUCCUAGAAACCUCUUUCAUAAUCUCAAGCACCUUCAGAAGGUUUACCUCAAUAGUACUAAGCUGCAGUCUCUUCCUGGAGAUCUCUUUACUGCUUUACCUGAGCUGCAAGAAGUCUCCCUUGACGACAACCCUUGGAAAUGCGAUUGCCAAAUUCUUGGCUUCCAAGAGUGGCUCCAAAAAAGCAUGGAGAUUGUUAAAAAUGUGCCAUCUCUAACAUGUGACAGCCCACUGGUGCUACAGAAUAUUUCUGUUGUGGCAUUAACAGAUCAUCACCUGAAGUGCCUGCCAACCACAGCCAUUGCAUACCAGAUGUUCAGAAAAACUUAUUCCCAGGCUUUGGCUUCUCCUGUGAUGGAGCACUUGACAUCAUCUUGGGAGACUACUGUAACAGUGAUGUCUGGAAUGGAUACCAGCACACCCACAGCAGUUCCUCUUGCAACUCCAGGUUUUACCUACUCACAUGUUCAAGAUGUUAGAUGGCCUAGGUUUCAUUUAUCAGAUGUUCCAACUCAAGAUUCUCCCAUCAUAGUAGAAACCAACAGUGUUAGAGGAACAGAUUUAACUACUCUUGGCUGGUGGGAUGAAUUGCCAGCCCGCAGGAGUGCUAAGCCCUAUUUUAAUACCAGAAUUGCUUCUUGUCAGCUAUUCUUGUGUCUUUAUGCUUUGAUUGUAGCACUCCAGGGUGCAACCAUUGUACUCAGCCUGUAUGUGAUGGGUAUAACCAGGCAGUUCUUGCACUCCAGAAAUAUUCCUGCUCAGCCUGUAGUUCUGAUAAAAUUUUUAAGGAGACGGAGAAUACCAGCCAAAGAGAGGAUUAGAAGCACUGUUUUGCAUGCAUUUUGAGCAUUUGGGCAGUGCACACUUGAUUCAGAUACGGAUUACACAUCUUCAUAGCAAGAACUAUGAAGACCUUGUUUUUACAGUAUAAUGAAAGUGCACUUUUAUGUUCCUUACAGUGUUUGUGAAAAGUGAUUGUAAUCACUGUAUGUUGCUACAGCACUUGGUGCGUGAACCCAGAGGGAGAGCUGAAAGAAAAUCUGUGGUCACUUCUACGUGUGUGCUGCUUGUUUCCUGCUUUGGACUGCGGCCCUGUCCCUGCCAGACACCGCUGCCUGCUGUCACACUCAAUGUAAGGAAGUUGACAUAGGAACACGGCUUUAGCUGUGCUUUAAAGGUUGCCUGUAGUACUCCAAAUGCUAUUAUGCCUUACACUGCCUGCAUUGUUUUGUCUCCUUAUUGAGAAAAGGAAUAGUAUUUUUGGGAGGAGAUGCUGGAAAAGACCUUUUAAAACUAGAGGUGGGGGCGGAAUGAUGAGGUGCAAAUGUCUUAGUUUGUGCUUUCUGCCCUCAACCCCUUCCUAGGACGUGGCAGGAGGAAGGCACUGUUAAAGCUAACGGUGCUCUCCACCAGCUUGACCAGAAGAUAAGUAAGAUGCUGGGCUAGGAAGUAUAAUCUUGAUGUAUUUUGUUGUUUGUUUGUUUUUUGGAAACUUUGUAACAUUAUUACCAAUCUGAAUUCUAAGUAAACACUUUCAUCCUUAAACUUUGA
Phalacrocorax carbo (great cormorant) is the source of this 3382-nucleotide messenger RNA. Lineage: Eukaryota; Metazoa; Chordata; Aves; Suliformes; Phalacrocoracidae. The record is from RefSeq and is a predicted model, not a curated record.